GCAGCUCGUUUGUCUAGCCGCUUGCCUCCCCUCCAUCUCUAUGGUCUUGAUUGAUCCGUGGGCUUGUUGAGCGUCUUUCCCCGCUGCACGCGCGCUCAGCCAGCUUCUUUAGCUAUGAGAGUCUUAGUGGGUGAGUUAGGAAGGGGCCUGGGCGGGGAGGGGAGCGUGGGUGGGGGUGGUCCAGAAGACCUUGUUACUGUUGCUAUUUAUUAUUAUUAUGCAAAAGAGGUUUGAAUAGCUUUUGUUGCAAAGGAAACCGAGAGUUGGGUUGCUGUUUGGAGGUUGUGAUGUGCAGCCAGCUUUGAGUUGCAGGCAAGCAGAGUCCAGGGGCAUGAACACCUCCAAACGGGACCCAGUGGAGAGCGUAUCCUUCCUCCAGGCGAGCAGACCCCUGAGCAGAAUCUGUGGGUUUCAUGUCCAUUAUCUCAGGAUGUUGCUGGCUCUCCUUCCUAUGCCCCACAAAUAACACAGAGAUGCAUUUUAAAUAAAAGGACACAUUCUACUCAUGUAAAGACACGCUGAUUCCUGGACCGUCCGCAGGCUGGGUAUAGAAGGCAAUUGGUUGGAUCCAGCCCCUGGGCCUUAGUUUGCCUACCCAUGGACUAAAUGGCCUUUCCAGUUCUACAGUUCUGUGAUCUGGCUGCUCAAUUUAUUGUUAUACUUUUUCCAAAGAGCUCAAGGUGGUGGACAUGGUCCUCUUCCUCACAGCAACUUUGCAAAAUAGGUUAGUCCAAAAGACAACUUCUGGCCCAUGGACACCCUGGCUGAGUGGAGAUCUGAACCCACAGCCCCAUGCCCAGAGUUCUUGACGAUUUCACCAAAGCUGUGUUGCCUAAAUAAAGGGCAAGUGUCUUUACCUGGCAAGUGAGGAACAAUAGCGUCUUCCACCUGCCCUGCAAUGCUUGUUUUAGAGACUACAGUACCACCUUUUCUACCCAGCUUCUGAAGGAAUGAAAGGGACACAAUUACCGGUACCUUUCUUCUUAACUUAUUAUUUAUGUAUUAAAUUUGUUAGUCGGCCAAAGGGAUUUACAGUGAAGGAAACAAGCAGACAACACCCCCCACACCAGCCCCAUACAAUAGAUACAUUAAAACCAAGAGGAAAAAGACAUGCAUCUCACCCACUUCAAAAAGGUCACAAUUAGUUAAAGUCCAAAGCUUGGUUAUAGAAGAAGGGGUUUUUUUGGUUCUGGUCAGCCUGAAACAGACACAUUGCAUGGGGUAUGUGCAGACAUGUUGGACUAGAUGACCCUUGGGUCCCUUCCAACUCUGUGAUUCUGCAGUAAAAUAUCUCCAUUGCCCACCUGGCUAUUGGUGUGCCUCAGGUUCUCCGUGAUAUUAAGCAUCACUCACACAGCUAGUGCAUUCAUCUGUAAUCUUAUGCAUACAUAUAAAGAUGGAGGAGGUCCUGUAGAACAUUCCCUUUAUGCUUCAUCAGAGGCAUCCCCACACUAUUUCACAAGCUGUUACUUUUUAGGGUAGGAGGUACUCUGUACCUGCAUAGGACUGGGCCACAGAAUUUGUAUGUUUAUUUGUUUGUUUGUUUGUUUUAACUCCUAAGCACAUCUACUCAGCAGCAGGUCCUAUUAAAUUCAGUGGGACUUACUCUUUGGUAAAUGGGGUUGGGAUUACAGCCUUACUCAGUUUGAAAGGUAAAGCCUCUUGAUUAUUUGGGAGGGAGUAAUUUUUGUGUGUCACCCACCACCUUUCCUCUGAUUGCCUGGUGAGCUGUCCCAUUAUCUCUCUGUAUAUAGCCAUUACUUACAAAAAUAAAAUCCUUUAUAUAAAAAAAAUGCAAUUACAUUUUUUCAUAUUGAAAUUAGGUGGUGGGACUGGAUUUGUUGGCAGAGCCUUAACCCAAUUGCUGAGGAGCCGAGGGCAUGAUGUCACCUUGAUUUCCCGCCAUCCUGGAAAAGGGCGGACUACCUGGGUAUGUGAUGAGGGCUUAUUUUAAGCAUGUGCAGAAUUUCCACAAUUCCCUGGCCCUGCUGCUGUGAUUUUAACCAGGGGGUGGCUAACCCUUUUCAGCUCCGAGGGCCACACCACCACAUUCCAACUCCUCCAAGGGCCAAAUGCUGGCACACUGGACGUGACCAUAAAGGCACAAAUUACACAGCCAAAUUACAAGUGGCCUCCAGAACAGGCUUCAGAGAGGCGGUAGGAGGGGAGCCACAAUUAGCUAUUUGUUGUUCUUUUAACUUAAGUGUGGGUACCUCAGGCCAGAAGCCACAAUGUGGCCCUCUGAGGUUCUCUGUUAGGCCCUUGGGUUUCUCCCGAGGCCACAUUCUAUCCCAGACAGACAUAUGCUAGGUAGCUAUAAAGUAUUGGGGCCAGUAGAACAAACAGAAAAGACAGUUUCACUCCUACCCCUGGAUGCCAAGUUGCAUAUCGGUAGGGAGAAUCAAUCAGGAGUGGGAUGGGCAAAUUUGAGUGGCAGGGGAGGCGCUUGUAGCUAGAGAGACUAAUGCUGCACAUUCCUCCUCCUCCUCCUAGGAUGAAGUUUCCCGCUUGGGGCUCCCUCCUUGUGAAGGUGUGGUCAACCUAGCUGGAGAAAAUGUCCUUAACCCCCUCCGUAGGUAGGUCCCUGGAUGAGAUCACUCAGGGUGAUUAAUACGACUUUGCAGCUGACCCUGUUACCUGUAUUCCUAGCUGUAGUAUCAAAGCUGAGCCGAGGGGAAGGAACAAGCGGUUGAUAGGACAGGCCCAAGGGACAGUUGUCAGAGGUCUAGUGGAUAGAAUCAAUUCCACCUGAUCGGUGGAGGGUGGAAGGGAUUGCUCCCACUCAGGGUGGUCCAGACUGUGGGCUGCAUGUGGGGAAAAACUUAGCAAGCUGCUCAGAGACUUGUGUAAAAGCAAUUAUGUAUAGAGAUACAAGGGUAGUUUCUUCCAAUGCUGCAGGUGGAAUGAGUCCUUCCGCCAGGAAGUGGUUGCCAGUCGGAUAGAGACCACAAAUACUUUGGCGAAAGCCAUUGCAGGAGCUGAGCGCCCACCUUCUGCCUGGAUCCUUGUCACCGGCGUAGGUAUUUACUUCCAUGCUAGCUAAAACUGUAGCUUCGCUAUCCACUUGGUGGUUGCUGGUAGCGAAAUAACUGUGGGGGCAGAGCGCAUCCCCUCCAUCUUGGGAGCUUGUGAACAUACAGUGUCCUAUGACUCCACAAGCAAUUUUACAAAUAUGAAAAGAAAAUGGUAUGCCAACACCUAGGAGUCUGAGGAAGGAUGCCGUCUGCAGCCUGUUUUAAUGUUAGGGAUGCUAUGGAAUGCCUACAAACAUUCUGUGUGCUCAGGUGAAUGUGUCAACAGUAGAAUGACCGACUGAGAAUAUAGGUUAUGUAAGGGGGUGAAGAAAACUCCUCACAGGACCUGGGGACAAGGAGGGGUGGUGUGCUGUUGGCAGUGGGGGGAACACAUACGCAGGGAAGCUGGGAGGGCACGACAUCCAGAGCUGGCUAGAGGCAGAGUGGGCUUACCAAGGAUUUUAAGUGAUUUUUAGAAGGGUUUAAGUGAAGCAUGUGUCAGAGAGAUAGAAGCCUAAGAGAAAGACAUGAAACUGGGAAAGAAAUAAAAGGAAACAAAAGGGCCCUUCAGGAUUGUCACUUCUGAAGUUAAAAGCAGAUGGGGAUUUAGGAAGCCUUAAUACAGCUUUCUUGUGACAUAAUUAUUCAGGGUUGGCUGGUUAGGUAAAAUCCGGGUAUAAGAUAAGUCACACUAUUGGUAAAAGGUGUGUCCCAACCCCAGGGUACUACAGACCCAGCCCCACCACUGAAUACACAGAAGAGAGUCCUGGCGGAGACUUUGAUUUCUUUUCUCGCCUGGUGACCCGUUGGGAGGCAGCAGCGAAAAUCCCCGGUGACGCCACACGCCAGGUGGUAGUGAGAUCUGGUAAGUUGGGGAGUAAGGGCCGACAAUAGAGAGAAGGGCAUCUUUGGAGACAUGGGGUCAGCUUGGAUGUGGCGUGUGAAAGCCCAGAGACAUGAGAGGCCAAGGGUGGGAUCAUAGCUCUCAUAGCCUCGGCGCCUGUGUGUCUGCCUCUGAGGCUGAUAUUCAUUCAUACAAUGUGGGUGAGAGUACCAGGUGCUUACAGGCUCCUGCGCCCCAAUUCAACUGUCCGAACUGUGGUCUGAAGGCACGAGAUGCAGCGAUCCCACUGAAGCCCAGCAGGCUUAAGACUACAUGGGAACCCCACCAAAACCACCAUGGGGAACCUUCUCAUUCCCCUUUCCCAGAUUCUAUUAAGGAUGUGCCACAAAUGAUUGUACACUCAAGGCAGAUGGGAAGGGUAAGCAUCCUGUUCUUCUUGCUGAAUCAGCCAUCCGGCUCCGAUAGGACCAGCACGCUUUUCCUCUUUGCUCUCUGUGAGUGUGAUUUAACUUCCAGACCUGUGUAAAGCCAAGCCCAGGAGAUGCUUCUGUAUAAGCUUGUACAAGCUAUAACCCUGUGCAACUCACCUGCAUGGCUUCCCUAUAAGUGUUUGCCUUUUGCCAGUAAGCUUGCACACCCUGAGCAAUAAUUUUUAUUUGUUCUUCCUCUCUUUGCCUGUAGGUGUGGUGCUGGGCAGAGAGGGCGGGGCUGUUGCCCAGAUGUUGUGGCCCUUUCGCCUCGGCCUGGGAGGCCCCAUCGCUUCUGGCCGCCAGCCUUUUCCCUGGAUCCAUGUGGCCGAUUUGGUAGGCAUCCUGGCCCAUGCGCUGGAGCGGGAGGACGUCCGGGGUAUCCUGAACGGUGUCGCACCAUCCGCCGCUACCACCACCAAUGGGGACUUCGCCCGGGCUAUGGGGUCGGCCCUCCAGCGGCCUGCCUUCUUGCCUCUGCCAAGCUUUGCUGUAUCAGCCAUCUUUGGCCCUGAGCGGAGUGUCAUGCUGCUUGAAGGACAGCGCGUGGUACCCAAACAGACUCUGGAGAGCAACUACCGCUUUGCGUUCCCUGAUCUUCCCUCUGCCCUCCAGAAUAUUUUAACCUGACCCAGGAAAAAGUGUGUCUAGUAGUAGUACCGUAUUUUUCGCUCAAUAAGAUGCACUUUUUUCUUCCUAAAAAGUAAGGGCAAGUGUCUGUGUGUCUUAUGGAGCGAAUGCGUGGUGCCUGGAGCCAAAUUGCCCAGGGGCAAAAAGCAGAUCAUGCUUUUUUUUUUUUUUUAAAGAGGGAAGUGGGUGUUGAAACAAAGCCACUGAUCAUUUGCUGAUCAGGGAGAGAGAUAAGGGACACUAGAGAUAAAGGAGGCUGCCUGGGAGGGGGGAGGUAAAGACAGCAAACUUGCAAAGGGGGGAAACAGGAAGACUAAAGCAAUAAGGAGAGAAAUUAGAAGAAAAAGAGGAGCAAAAACCUGCUCCAGCUAAGGAAAAGACACUACACUAAGGCAAACAAGAGGGAAGGGAGUGUUGAAAGGAAACAGCUGAUCGGUGGGAUCGGAAGAGAGAUAAGGGAUGCUAGCAAAGGCUGCCUGGGAGCGGGGAGGUAAAAGCCCAUGGAUCCUCAGUAUUUUUACAUUUGGUCACCCCAAAUUCACAAUCAGAUCACAUAGCAUGUCCAUGGCUACAGCCUGCACCCAAAAAAUAAUGCACCCACUGUUUCAUGGGGCCACAAUGGCGCAAAAAUGUGGUUACAAAGCACGGAUCCACAUGGAUCCUCAGGAUUUUUGCAUUGGGUCACCCCAAAUUCACCAUCAGAUCACAUGUCUGUGGCCACAGCAUGAACCACAAAAAUCAUACAUCCACUGUUUCGUUCAGAAUAUUUUUUUUUCUUGUUUUCCUCCUCUUAAAAACUAGGCACAUCUUAUGGUCAGGUGCAUCUUAUGGAGCAAAAAAUACGGUAAUUCCUUGGUAGAUAAAAUCUGCUGGUUUCCUCCCACCCCGCUGCUUUAUUAAGUUUCGGUUCUGUUAGUUUUUGCUGACAACGCACACAGGAAAAAGAAGCUCGUGGGCACCUUAAAUAUGGAUUGUUGCAGACGCUUUUGUUAAGUUGUUAAGGUUCCCCCAGAUCUGUGCAUGUGUGUGUGCACAUUGUAAUAAGCCGUUCAAAGGCUUUUAGGUGCCUGUCUCCUUUGGCAAGAGGGGGUUCAAAUGACAAAAGGCACAGCCACUUACUCAGGGUGCGAACAUGCACAAAUAUAAAAUUUGUUUUCUUUUGUAAGAAUAAAAGCUGCUGAUAGUUGGAAUAGCAUUGUGGAAAGAGGAUUUGUUUGCAC
Molecule: messenger RNA, 6175 nt
Organism: Podarcis lilfordi (Lilford's wall lizard)
Lineage: Eukaryota; Metazoa; Chordata; Lepidosauria; Squamata; Lacertidae
Source: the annotation of a GenBank genome assembly